AACACAUCUUCUUCAAUCGGGCUUCUUCGAUUCGAACAAACUUCGAAGAUAUUUAAUCGCCUUUGAAAUUCAACAUUCACCUUUUUGUACGGUGUUGUUAUUCGUUAAAGGGAGUUUCUUGUAUUAUUAGACUGUGGACAUUAAACUGUGAUUGUUGCCCGGUAGUAGGCCGAUGAUAUAAAACACGCUUAUUGGCCAAACGGUCGUAUAAUAUUCAUUACCAGGGCGUCACAUCUAUAAAACCAUAUUUUAUGAUGACGCUAGAGUAUCUGCACCCACAGCAAGCGGAGAGCAUGUAUCUCCACCACCCGUCCGCUUCGGGGGGCUACCAGCAGCAGGCCUCUCAUCCUCCUCCUGCCCCACCCCAUCAUCAGUUCUCACCGGCAGACUACUGGCAGCUGCACGGCGUCACCGCUAGCGGGGAACACGUCGCACCGGUAAGCGGCGCCACUGCUACCGUGUCCAAUUCCGCCGUGCACCACCAGUCCAACUCAACACCGGGUUGGGCCAGCAGUGGUUUAGCCGGCGCCAUCGCCGCCUCCGCCGGUGGCGCGGCGCCGGUUACGGAGUGGCAAUACAUCCACCAUGCCUCGCAGAACCCGAACACCGUCUCGUGUGCGCCGACGUCGGUUUACUCCGGGGUUUCUGAUGACUAUGCUGGGGUUCAUAACCAGGGGCAAGCUUACGUUAGCCCUGGUGGGAUUCAGACAGUCGCCCAGGCUCUACAUCGACCAAUGAUGACCACAUAUGACUGGAUGAAAAGCUCUACUUAUCGAUUUAACCCACAAACAGGCAAGACCAGAACAAAGGACAAGUAUCGCGUCGUAUACACGGACCAUCAGAGACUAGAGCUGGAGAAGGAAUUUCACUACAGUCGAUACAUCACCAUCAGACGGAAGAGCGAGCUGGCGUUGGCUCUGGGCCUCUCGGAAAGACAGGUAAAAAUAUGGUUCCAAAAUCGGCGAGCUAAGGAAAGAAAGAUGGCCAAGAAGAUAAAGAUGCAAGACGGACAACAACAACAACACCAGACCACACAUCAAAGCGAAGAGAGAAGUUCGAAUGGACGUCAGAAAGAAUUCAGUCAUCAAAACCAACAAAGCCAUCAUCACCCUCAUCACCACCACAGCCAUCAUAAUGCCGUAUUACAGCAUUCAUCAAGCCCUCAUCAUACCACAGUCGACACCAAACCCAAACUCCCGAUCAUAACAACGAUGACCACGGUCUCCGGCGAUGUCAUCAAGACGACCUCGCUGACGCACAUGACCACGACAUCGCCACCGCAUCAGGCCAGUCUGCAGGCUACGAAUGCGAUCGAGAGCAGGGCACUGACGACCAGCCACGCCUUGAGCUCCGGCGCUGAAACUAUCGAGAAUUCGCUGCAUAUCCCAAUCACUGCUGCAGAUGUUGCAAACCUUGUAUUAGUUAGUAGUAAGAAUUCAAUACUACAAGCGUGAGUAUUAUGCAUUUAAAAUAAUAUCGAACUUAUCUCUUUUUUGCUUAAAUGGUUUUGUCAUUAUUAAAUUGUUAUGAAAACAUAAUAAUACAUGUGUAUAUCCCAGAAUGAUCAAUGUUAUUGCAAUUUGUUUCGUUAUCCAUCUAUUUUCGUUUAUUUUCUGGUCUUUGUUUUCUGCAAUGUUGUACACUUGUCUUUAUAGUUGACCUUUUACACCGACAAACAGUAUUUUUUAAAUGAUAUCGUUCAUCGGUGUCAUAACUAGUUUCAGGGGAGAGGGAAGCUGG
This is a messenger RNA of Strongylocentrotus purpuratus (purple sea urchin), 1740 nucleotides long. RefSeq names its product caudal type homeobox 1. Bases 252 to 1454 code for a protein of 400 amino acids. Gene Ontology annotation, cellular component: nucleus. The record is from RefSeq and is a predicted model, not a curated record. Gene Ontology annotation, molecular function: DNA-binding transcription factor activity, RNA polymerase II-specific; RNA polymerase II transcription regulatory region sequence-specific DNA binding. The transcript is spliced from 3 exons. NCBI's taxonomy places the organism in Eukaryota, Metazoa, Echinodermata, Echinoidea, Camarodonta, Strongylocentrotidae. Gene Ontology annotation, biological process: animal organ morphogenesis; anterior/posterior axis specification; regulation of transcription by RNA polymerase II.